This is a messenger RNA of Chrysemys picta bellii (western painted turtle), 10546 nucleotides long. RefSeq names its product ankyrin repeat and fibronectin type III domain containing 1 (gene ANKFN1). NCBI's taxonomy places the organism in Eukaryota, Metazoa, Chordata, Testudines, Emydidae. Gene Ontology annotation, biological process: establishment of mitotic spindle orientation; regulation of establishment of bipolar cell polarity. Gene Ontology annotation, molecular function: protein binding. The record is from RefSeq and is a predicted model, not a curated record. Gene Ontology annotation, cellular component: spindle.
CUUUCAAGUUAGCAUUUUGCACAGCAUCUCAGGUGGAGACUCCGACAACCGGGCUAGCGGCAAACAACUCUUCUGGCUCCACAGAACCAGCAUUCAAAAAGCAAUUAUUCCGCAUGCAUCAGACAGAAAAUAUGAUAAUCGUGGUAUAGGAAAGAGGCUGGACCAGAAAAGAAAGCAAAGCCAAUGUGAAAUAUUGAAUGAAGAUAGUGGACAAUUACUACCAACUUGUUCCCAGUGUGAAUUGUACAGCCUCAGCUGGAACUGCCACGUGAAAAUGACACAGCAAAUGCAGAACUUGAACCUUUCGCAGACAAAAAAGAACAGUGGGCCAUCUUCUCCGAAUGCUGCUAAACGACUGUAUCGCAACCUCUCUGAGAAGCUGAAGGGAAGUCACGCAUCUUUUGAUGAGGCGUAUUUCAGGGCCAGAUCAGAUCGACUCAGUCUCCGCAAGACUUCUGUGAAUUUCCAGUGCAACGAAGCUAUGUUUGAGGCGGUAGAACAGCAGGAUUUGGACGCAGUUCAGAUUCUCCUCUAUCAAUAUACACCAGAGGAGCUGGAUCUAAACACACCGAACAGUGAGGGAUUAACUCCCUUGGAUAUUGCCAUCCUGACAAACAACGUGCCUAUCGCUAGGAUCCUUCUGAGGAUUGGCGCAAAGGAAAGCCCGCACUUUGUUAAUAUGGAAAGCAGGUCAAUGCAUCUGAGCACCUUGGUCCAGGAAGCCCAGCAGCGAGUGAGUGAGCUGUCUGCACAAGUGAUGAGUGAAGGUCUUAGUAUGGACAACACAGACAAAGAGAAGCAACUAAAAGCUUGGGAGUGGAGAUACAGGCUAUACAAGCGCAUGAAAGCAGGCUAUGAGCAUGCCAGAGCCCCUGAGGCGCCAACCAAUGUCUGUUUCAUGGUAACAAGCAGCACAUCACUCACUGUCACCUUCCAAGAACCUCUUAGCGUCAACUCGGCUGUAGUGACCAAAUAUAAAGUGGAAUGGAGCUGUUCUGAAGACUUUUCUGUUUUGGCUGGGGAAAUAAUCAUGGACAAUCUUCAGUCUUUGAGAUGCACCAUCACAGGCCUCAGAAUGGGCCAAAGUUAUCAUGCUCGUGUGUCAGCAUACAACAUGAAGGGAUGGGGACCUUCACAGACUACCACUCCUGCCUGUGCUUCUCCUUCUAACUGGAAAGACUGCGAUGGCAGAGAACCUAGACACUGGGGACAUACUGAAGCCCUGGAACGUCUCCUUCAGCAGGUUCGAGCGGCUCAUCAGCAUUACAGUUGCCGAGAAAGUUCUAAACUACAGAAUGCUGGUCGCAAGCAAUCAGUCUCCAGGAGCCUGAAGCAUCUUUUCCAUUCUUCAAACAAGUUUGUGAAGACUCUGAAACGUGGACUCUACAUAGCUGUCAUAUUUUAUUACAAAGACAACUUGUUAGUAACCAAUGAAGAUCAAAUCCCAAUUGUGGAAAUCGAUGACUCACACACCAGUUCCAUUAUGCAAGAUUUUCUGUGGUUCACAAAGCUGUCUUGUAUGUGGGAUGAUAUCAGAUGGCUGAGGCAGAAUAUGUCCAUAUCCAUGUCCUCAUCAACAGCACUUCAAGCCAGGCAAAAGAUGGUUUCAGCAACUGCACAGUUACAGAACUUGCUGGGAACUCACAACUUAGGCAGAGUUUAUUACGAGCCCAUCAAGGACAGACAUGGCAAUAUCCUGAUAGUUACGAUAAGAGAAGUAGAGACUCUCUAUUCAUUUUUUAAUGGCAAAUGGAUGCAAAUAUCCAAGCUACAAAGCCAGAGAAAAUCCCUUUCAACUCCUGAGGAGCCAACGGCAUUAGACAUCUUGCUCAUAACAAUCCAGGACACACUUUCCUAUCACAAAAGAAGCCAGCAGCGCCUCCCUCCUGGCUUGUAUCUGGGUUACCUGAAACUCUGCAGCUCCGUAGAUCAAAUCAAAGUCCUCGUACUGCAAAAGCUGCCCAACAUUCUGUGUCAUGUUAAAAUCCGAGACAACAGCAAUGUUUCCAAAGAUGAGUGGGAAUGGCUCCAAAUGCUUUCUGGCUUGGAAUCGGUGGAAAGUGUGGAUCAUGCUUCAGACUGCCCUACUCCGUCGUUCUUCUAUGAGCUCCAGAUGGCAGUGAAAGCUCUCCUCAAACAGAUCAAUCUACCUCUGCGACAGGCUAAGCACUUCCGUCUGUAUACACAGGAGGUGUUGGAACUGGGUCACAAUGUCUCCUUUCUUCUCCUGCUCCCCGCCUCAGACGACGUCUGCACUGCCCCAGGACAGAAUAAUCCUUACACCCCACAUUCAGGAUUUCUUAACCUCCCUCUUCAGAUGUUUGAACUCGUUCAUUUUUGCAGUUACAAGGAGAAAUUUAUUAGUCUGUAUUGCCGCCUUUCUGCUGUCAUAGAGCUGGACUCUCUGAAAACCCAGCAGUCCCUAAGGGAAGCAAUUUCAGACCGGGAAGUUGCUGCUGCCAAACAAAGACACCAGCAAGUUUUAGACUAUAUACAGCAAAUUGACGAGAUCUGGCGUGAAAUGAGAUGGAUCACAGAGGCGCUGCAGUAUGCCAGGUACAAACAGCCGGUGGCUGGCUUGCUCGUAACAAAGCUUGUGGACCUGUCGGAAGAGCAGAAUCAGAAGAAAAUAAAUUCAACAUCCUCCCAUCUAGAUUGUCUUCCAUCACCACCACCCUCACCAGAGUCCAGGAGCCAGAGGAGAAAAGCCCUGAGUGAUUCCCAGCCCUGCUCGGACGAAGAAGGCUGCUCUGAAGUAUUUCUUCCAACCGACAGCGACUAUGAUUCCAGUGAUGCAUUGAGCCCCAGAGAACUGGAUUUGGUUUAUUCAUCCUCACAUGACAUAUCCCAACAGGCAGUGGGUGGCCUGGGCGGCAGUGCACCUGAUGUCCUCCAGAUCCAUGAUAUGAAGCCUCACCUGACUUUGAAAGAAGACCCGAAAGGGGGAAGUGACUUGGAUGCCGAUGCUGAAUACUGCACAGAGUACAUGAACAGUCUGACCAUGGGAGGGUUCACGUCAAAAAGCCUGGACAAGACUUCCAACUCCAGGCAGUCUUUGAGUUUCUUGGGGAAAAAAAAAAGCGGGAAACAUCAGCACUAUAACUACUUCAGCCGGCACCAUCGCUGGCUGCGAGUGCACAGCGAGACGCAGCCCGCUUCUCUUUCCGAGGGCGUGUACACACAGCAUCUCACAGGAGCCACGGAAUUAUCACAGGAGACUACCUCCAGCGAGCAAAUAAGGAUCCCCGUCGAUGGUCCUCGGAGCACUUUCUUACCUCAUGCUUCGAGCCUCCCAGAAGAUGGGAAAGGCAAGUACCAUGAAUCGAGGCAGAAUAUCCGUAGGAUAUAUGUGGAGCCCUACAAAACCACGUUAUUAGGCGAAGAGGGCAAGCCUUGGGCGCUGAGCAUGCAGUCCGUAGAACGUGGAGAUUUGCACGAUGCCACGGGACAAGAAAUGGGUUUGGAUGAUCAAUCAAAUUCUCCCAUCUCUGAAGUAUUCAGUAGCACGCUUUAGGAGUUUGCACUAGGUCGUUGCACUGCCUCGCACCGCCCCCAAAAUGGCAUUGUGAGCAUUCUGAAUUAGGACCAUAUUUUCAAAACAACCUUUAAAAUGCAGAUCCUUAACUGGCAUCUCGUUCCACUUACUUUACCAGCUGACGAUCUGGCCUUAAAUGGGUAUUCCCAAAAGCGCAUGCCAAAUCACUUGCAUCUGCAAUUUUGCAGGUGUAAAUAAUAAACAUUUACCAUCUAACUUAAUGCUGCAUGGUGGCAAAUCAGGUAGUUAGGCAUUGAAAUGUGCUUAAUUACUCACACAAAUGUCUGGGCAUGCAGAAUUUCAGGCACAUAUGAUUUUGCCUGCAAAAUUUGGGGAAGCUGGUUAAAGUCACUUUAGAAAUGUGGUCCUAAGCUUUUAUGGGGGUUUUUGUUUGUUUGUUUGUUUGUUUGUUUUUUGCUAUAAAUAUUUCCACUUCCCAACAUGCACUUUGUGUGGAUUUGGUUGGUAUACAAGUAAAGCACUGAGUGCUCUGGUGAAUGAAAAUGCCACAGCUUCUGGCCAGUUCAGUGUCUCGAUCACAAAAAAUCAGGGCCAACUCUAAACAUUGGCAUAGCCCAGUACAAUUGCUAGCACUGAAUGCUUUGUUUCAAAGGCUUCAAUUUAAAAGAGCAUAAAUACCAACUUAUUCUGCAUCCCUAGAUGAGAAAGAAUCCUUCUAGAUGGAAAGCAGAGGGUAUUGGCGGGGUUUGCCGUAGCUGGCCUGACUAGUGAAUGAAUAAUGCGUAGGCACAGGACUUUCUCUAGCCCUUUGCAUGGGGAUGAAUUUCACCUUGUUAUAGGCAAUCUCAGAUUGCCAUCGGAGGUGGAUCUAAGCCAUAAAAUUCAUACCCAUACCCUUUUCUUUUUUUCCAAAUACCCCCUCCAAACUUCAGGGUUGUUUGGAUCAGUGGGUUUAGAUUUAGACCAUUAUAGUAAUUCUGAGUUUGAUCUAGAUUAGGGAAAAAUUGAGGGGCAGUUUGCAUCAAAGAUUUUGGUUCAGGCCCCAUCUCUGAUCACUUUGUAAAUAUCAAUAUCAUUAACAGGAGAAAAAAAUAUUGACUUGAAAUGCCCCAUUUUCUUAAGGACACAUCAAAAUCCACCAUUGAUUUGUCACUUCCAGCUAAUUAAGGCCCACAGUACUCUCACCCUUCAGAAGAUGUCCUAGAAAACUAAAUCCAUAUUAAUCAGAGGUGUAACUCUUGGGUCAUGUUACUACAUACAUCUUGAAGACUUGGAGAAAUUAAUUAAAGGGGAGGGACACCUCCACCCGAGCGGUUGCACAAGCAUUUGACUUCUAUUUUUCCUUAUACAGCUCUUAAAGUUUAAUUUUAUAGGCCACCUUCCUGUGGGUUAAAUGCCCUCAUUCCAUGUACGCCCAGCCUUCUCCUUUUCACUGUUUUAAAUUCCACAUGGAUAAGUUGUAAGGCCUCCAAUAAAGAGACUUGAAUUCAAUAUGAAGGUAAGGAUUUGCCCCAUGAUCUGUGGGCCAUAUUAAAAUACCACAUUCCUAACCCCAGUGCUAUUAAAAUCCCCCUAAUGCUUAGCACCCAAUCCAUAAAUUCAAAAAUUGAAGUUAUUUGCCAUUUUAUACUCGGUUGGUGUGUGGAAGCCAAGAAAAGAGUCUUUGCUCUGAUAUAAGGAAGCAGUUUCUUUGAGGGGUUUAAAUCUGUAAUUCCUCUUAUUAUACGUGGGAAUUGUAUAUGUAACUCCUGAUGCAUCACACCAGGAACAUAUUCAGUCAGGCUCAAUGAGGGUGAGAAGACUCUCAUUGAGUUCAAUGGCUUUAGAUCAGACCCACAUUGAAAAUUCCAUGGGGAGAAAGGGGCAAGGAAUUCAGGUGCUAAUUUGCAGUGGGAAUUGUAUGAAUUGUAGGUUUUAUCUCACAUUGGAGGGGAAAUCCUGAUGCCCCUAGAAAGUGUACCAUAGAACCAAAAAUUGGUGAUGUCUACUGGCAGCAAAGUCAGUACCAGCUUGUCACGUUGACUCACGGUCACUGGUAUAAUGCCCCUAUCAACACGGACCAGGACAAUCUGGUGCUUGUGCAUUGCAGGCAAAACCUGCAACUGUGCAAAAUAUAAUGCCUGGCCCAAUGGGGCCCUGACCUGUUUGGCCUCUCGGUGCUAUUGCCACAUAAGGUGUUUCAUAAGAAUAAAAUACUAGGUCCAAAGCUUUUUGCAGACUGUGAUGUGGUAAAAAGAGAUGUUACAUGGGCCUUUCUAGAGAACUGCUUUCCUAAAUCGAAAACCACCUCACCUUGCUCUGGCUCUUCAAGGAUAUGGCAACCUUAGGACUGGAGGUACCAAGGUCCACAUCAGAAAGAACAGGCCACGCCCUGCUAGUCAAACAUAGAUUGAAAACUGCCCACUCUGCCCCCCCGCCCCCGCUUUUUUUUAUCUGCCCCUGCUGUUUGAUUUUCCAGAAGCAGCCCUUCCUCUAAUAAAAUUCCCAGGGCCAACUUCUCUGCUGGUGUGAAUGGGUUAACUUUAAUGGAGUUUGGCCUAUCUACACCAGCAAAGAAUUCGGCCUGAAGAUUGCAAUCCAGCUCACGAUUCAGCCCCCUAUCUUCAUUCCAAGGUUGCUAUAGGUAACACUGUUUAAAUAACAUUAAUCAAUGCACAGUUCCUUCAUCCCAUUACCUCCACGUUGAGGUUCUCACACAUACUUUAACUUUCAGAAGCACAACCACAUGUCAUCACUUCAUUUUGAAACAGACCAGCUGAACCGUCGAAGCAGUGAGUGAUAGGUACUGGAUAUAAGUAUUUUUGAUGGUAAGACUUUGGGGGGGGGGGUCAUUUGGGUGGAGUACCUGUCCUACUAAUCACCAUCCCUGGCCAUCAAGUGAGUCAUUGAGACCCUGAUAAGAAUACUAAUGAGUGCCCAGUGCAAUAAACAGUAGGGAAAAUGUGCCUUUCCGUAUUAGAGAACAAAAUACAGUUAUAAUCAGAAUACUUUGCACUUCUAUAGCACCUUUCAUGGCAGGAUCUUCCAAAUCCUUUCACAAGUAAUUACGAUUCAAAACAGACCCGUGUGAAGUAGGUAAAUCUUAACCUCACUUUACAGUUAGGUAAACCAAGGCACAGGGAGGCUAAGUGACUUUUCCAAGGCCACAAAAUGAUAAUAGAGCCCAGAAUAAAGCCUUAAAAUCAAGAAUAAAACCUAAUGAUGAAUCUCAGUCCCUUGUUCCAACCAUUAGACAGCACACCCAAUAAAACUCAGUUUCCCCUCUAAGAAUCUUGCAUAGAUAUAUAAAAGGCCAAGGUUCAAUGGCUACGAUUCAGUUGAAUUUCAUUGGUCACAUCCUCCUCUGGUGUAAAUAAGCAUAGCUCCACUGAAGACCUGGCCUUAAAUGGGCAUUCAAGAUUCACACACAUCCAGAUAGAUAUCUGGAUUGUUGCUCUAAAAUCAGGUACACGACAUUCAUUCUGAUUUGCCCGCGAAGGAGGGUAUUUUCACUUGGGCUGAGUGUACCCCUUCCUGUUUGCAAACCUAAUGUGUGCCUGCUCCUUGAGCUCCCACAAAUGAAUUGCAGGCCGAAGUCUGCUUGGAUACAUGUCUCACUUCCUAACUUGUGCUGGCAAUUAGGUAGCUAAGUGUAUAACUAGGAAGAUUUUACAUCUGCAAGAAGGUGGCCUGCGCACUGACAAGUUGUCUCAAAGACCUAUGGCUGAGUGUCUCCUCUCCUGUGCUUGCAUGUUUGCUCUGUGAAUUAGCCUCUACACACUAAUUAAUGACUGGAUUUGCCAUGCAGCAAGGGUGCACGCACAGAAAGCUAUAAAUUAUUACUUCAUUGCUGUAGUGUAAAUAUUUUAAAAUGGAGCCAGUGAGGGGGGGAGGAGGGAAUGGAAUAUUUUAUCCUGAACGUUUAUGUUUGGAGUAUUUAAAGAGCAAUGUUUUGGAAAGAGAUGGUGCAUCUUUACGUUCAGUGGGUUAUAAAGAAAUGCAUUAAGUUGCUGGUCAACUCUUUUAAGAUGUUUAAACACAUGGCUCAUGACUGUUAUGUAAAAUUUCAAUGCAGCCUUACAAACAACAAGGGUGUAGUGUAUUUGAAAAUAUGCUGUACAGUCUGGAAACUUAUUCUAAGUUUUUGAUUCAGAGUUUCUCUGAGGUGUUGAACUUUGCCAUCAGCAAAAAGUAUUUUUAGAAAAGGGCCUUGAAUUUUCAUACAACACCGAUUUCAUCAAGUUUUGGUCUCUGUUUUUUCCACUACAGCAGCACAUAAGUAGUAAGAAUACUUCUGAAUAUAUCUAUAUUUUUCUCUUCUGCUUCCACUGAGGAGGAUUAACAAGGCUAAGUCCUGCCCUCAUUGACUCAGAGCGGGGAAGUAGGGGUGCAGGCCGGUGACAUCCUCUGCAAAAAGGCCAGAGCAAGUUUCCCUGAGGUGACCCAGGAAAGGUGCUCUAGUGCCGCUCCUCCGUGCAGGAACAAAAGGCAUCCACACCUGCUGCCAGCUAGUGCUUGCAAUGACCAUGGCAGUCUUUCCACUGACAUUAGAGGGCUUUGGAUAAGGCCCUACAUAUAGCCAGAAGCUAGUUAGACCUCUUGCUAACCCACAGAUCAUGACUCUCAAAACUGAUGUACCUGAGCCCUUAUGUUAACUGGCUGUGUCUUCUAGCUGUGUCUUCUUGAGUGAAAGAAGAGCCCACCUAUAACCUUUUAUGCAUCACUGCAGCUGGGGUAAGAUUUAGCCUUCAAGUUGGUCAUGUUAUGACAGGGACAGUGUAGGGUUAUUUGUUUUUUCUUAUCACUUGACUGCAGAAAAUCUCCUCUUUUGCUAGGAAGAAAAAGGGAUAUUGUUUUGUUUUCUUUUGUCAUCAUUGCCUUAUGUUUUUAUUAUUCAUUAAUUCUGGGGGACAAAAGUUACUAUUUAAUUUAUCUAGAAAUAAAAGAAUGUGAUUAAUUUACUGCUAUUCUUCCUUCAAACUGUGAACUACAGUCAUUUAACCAGCAGCCCAGUGGCAAUUUUUUUGCUAAAGGGCACAGAUUUCUUGCAUUGCAUUUUGAUUUAUAUCCAGGUCCGUUUGGGCCCACUCAUACGCUGCUUGGGCCUAACUCCCCUCUUUUUUUGACACCAGGGUAAAUCAAGAGUAGUCCCACUGAAACUGGGCCAGGCCCUCAAUGGUAUAAAUCAGCAUAGCUCCAUUGACUCCAAAGGUGCUAUACUGAUACACCAGCUGAGGAUCUGGCACAGGGGAUUCACCAAGAAGCCAGUGGAGUUAGACCUUUGUAAAGCUGGUACAAGUCAGAGGAGAACUAGGGCACUUAUCUCAGGCAAAAUCCUUCUUGAAGUCAAUGGGAGUUUUGCCAGAGGAAAGGGCUGAAGGAUGCAGCCUUCAGUGCUGCCGCGCUGUGUACUGUGACAGAGGCAACUAUUUCAUAAUUAAACACUACAUUAAAAAAGAGAAAGGAACCACUUUUAUUCCCAAGAUACACAAAUGCAUCCUCCGUUAAAUGCAAUGGGAGUCGCAUGGGCUUGCCUCUGGGAAGAAUUUGGUCCCAGCUUUUUUAAUUGAAAAAGAAUUAAAGGCUGCUUUUUUUUUUCCCCAGAGAAAAAGUAAUUUAAGUGAAAUGAGCAAGGCAGUGUUUAAUUGCUUCCUGCCUUGUUUGUACAUAGCAAUUUGGCUGUUUAUUGGUUGUCUUUGUUCAGAUUUUUAUUGUAACCCGUUGCUAUAUAUGCAACUGAGUGUAUGUUAAAGUUUAAACUUUGGUAUAGUAUAAUGCACAAUUUUGUGUGCUUUAAAUCUUUGUAAAUAUCCAGAUGCACAAUAUAUGCUCUGUUAAGUGUGAUCAAGGGACCUUACACUACACUAUUUUCAUGCAUAUGUAUCUAUAAACUGUUUGAAAAUAUCGAAAUAUAUGUUGAGGAUGGCCAUGAGCCAAGAAUAAAUGAGUGUGAUUUGACUCAUGCUUCUUGAAUAACUACUGGAAGAGGCAUGUAUAUUAAGUAAAAUAGAAAAUGAAAAUAAUUUUCGAGACUACAGGUAUUUUUGAUAACUUCAAAUGUGUUAAAUACUAUUUUAGAAAAAUAAUUGGUCAGAUAAGAAAUAUUAGAUCUAUUCGAGUGAAUCAUAGUCCUCAAAAUGUUCUUUACAUGGAAUAUUAUUUUUGUCUGAUCAGACAUCAUGGAAACCUAGUUCUUUUUGAAUUUUAGAAGGCAAGUGCUGUUGCAUUCUUGCAACUCACAUAGGCUGUUUUAAAUCACAUUUCCGGAGCCUUUACUCUUCCCUAAUUUAAAAAAAAGGUGUUACCAUACAUACAUACUACCAUAACUACCAUAUAUACUUGUGUAUAAUCUUCAAAUAUCAUCCCACAGAUCUGCUGAGUGGCCACUGUUAGGUCAUCAUAUAUGUGGGUCAGACACUCAGUGGACAGUGGUCAUCGGGCAUAUAAGGAAAGCAAUUUCUUCUUAGGCCAAAACUUUCAAACCUGGGUAGCCACAAUUUGGCUCAUAUCCCUAUAGUCAGGCAUCUAAACAGAAGUGGUCUGAUUUUCAGAGUGCUGGGGGAAAAAACAGCUCCCACUGAAGUCAAGGGAAACUGCAAAUGCGGUAUUACUUUGAAAAUCAGAUCACUUAAAUUUAGGUGCCCAAUAGGAGUGUAUGAGCCUCGCUUUGAAAACCCAGGUUUGAAAAUUGUGGUUUUAGUCUAUACGUUCUGUUUAUAGGACAGGGAUGCACUAGCGGCUGCUGAAAUCCAGGCACCAGGACUGCCAGACAAUUGACAAUAUAAGAACCUGGCUGGAGGGCCGACAGACAGUCUGGCUGCUGUACAGGCCUUAUUGUUUUACAGGUGUUCACAUGCAAUGACAUGGCAGACAGAAUCUGCACCUGGGUGUGUUUCUGGUGUGAAUCUGGGCUUUUAAAGCAUGUUGUGAAAAUAUAGUAGAACCAGCACAGUGGGUGUAUCAUAGAAUCCAAUUGUAGUCAAGAGCGAUGGCAGACAUUGCCUACCUAGGGAAUUGUAACUCCACUUCUCCUCCUCUUCACAUGUCCCCUCAGAAGACACAGGAAAGCAC